AUCCGCGAAAGUUGUCCGAGAUUUGUUGAGGAUGCUUCAAAUAGUCACAGUGUAUCAUCAACGGGGUACCUCUGCGGUACCGCCAUGGCGAAAGAUCGGCCGGAAAACUUUGAAAAUCGCGUUGAUACUGCUAAAAAAGAGCUGCUGUUAAUUGUCCAAAAAAUUGACGACCUUUGCUUGACGACAAAAGCUGCUAAAUCCUGGGAUGUUUACAAUCAAUUAAAGGGUUCUAUGGUAAAAUUUUCUGUGAAACGCAAACAUAUUUUUCUACUGGGUUUCAUCGCUUGGAUUUUUUAUUAUUUUGUCAAAAGUCACUUCAGUGAUCUUCAAUUUCAAAAGUGCUUGAUUGAGCCGCCAGAUAUUUUCCAAAAGAUUUUUCGGCCCGCUGAAGAUUGUUCCAUAUGUCAGAGUAUCCAGCAGGUUGAAAAGCUUGCUAAUAUUGAUCCUGAUUUUUUUGAACAGCGUUAUGCAUACUCUGGCAAGCCGGUGGUAAUAACAGAUGCUACUGUGAAUUGGACGGCUGCACAAUUGUUUUCGUUUUCAUUUUUCAAAUCUCUGUACCAUGGCCGAGCUGCUAAUUGCCAAUUUUUUCCAUACAAAACUGGGUUUAAGAGUCUGCAAGAUGUCUUCAAUAUGAGUGAAGAUAGAAUUCUUUUGAAACCUGGGUCAGAACCUUGGUAUGUUGGCUGGAGCAACUGUGAUGAGAAAAUAGGUUCAAUUUUACGUCAACACUACAGCAGACCUUAUUUCUUACCGACCACUGCAGAAAGCGAGAAAACGGAUUGGAUUUUCAUGGGAAGUCCCGGUUACGGUGCUCCGAUGCAUGUCGAUGACGUCGAUCACCCCUCAUGGCAGGCGCAGUUAAAGGGCUCCAAAUUGUGGAUUCUCGAGCCUCCGCGUGAGUGUUAUUUUUCUUGCAAAAAACUACAAGUUGUCGUGGAACCUGGAGAAAUAAGUGAGUUUUUUAUUUUAAUUGAUAACUAUUGA
Molecule: messenger RNA, 987 nt
Organism: Cotesia congregata
Lineage: Eukaryota; Metazoa; Arthropoda; Insecta; Hymenoptera; Braconidae
Source: the annotation of a GenBank genome assembly